This is a messenger RNA of Schizosaccharomyces cryophilus OY26, 2226 nucleotides long. RefSeq lists its product as uncharacterized. The record is from RefSeq and is a predicted model, not a curated record. Bases 106 to 2001 code for a protein of 631 amino acids. Lineage: Eukaryota; Fungi; Ascomycota; Schizosaccharomycetes; Schizosaccharomycetales; Schizosaccharomycetaceae. The transcript is spliced from 3 exons.
UUAAUUAACUGUAUAGCAAUAAUGGUUUCAACACAUUCAUUACAAGUUGGGCUACAACUUUUACAAAAAUGUUCCUAACUUUCUUAUAUUUAUAGACAACAGAAUAUGACGGAUGAGGAAUUUCAAGAGUCUCUUGAGAAUUAUUACAAUGAGUUAAAGCAACUUUCGUCUAGCCUUAAUGUUCCUUUCAAUUUGACGAUUUUCAGAAAUCUUAUCCUCAAUAACUUAUCGGAAUACUGUUUAAAUUUGAAAACAAAGUUACAGGACAUAGGAGUAAAAUGCAACAAACUUACGUCUCAUUUGUAUGAGCUUGAUAGGUGUCUAGGGAGAAAACAACAUAUUGAAAAUGAAUUACCCUUAGAAACGCAUUACCAGCAUUUACUUUCUUUACAAGAAAAAAGCCAAAGGGAAUAUGACUCUAGACUUCAGCUAGUAAAAGAAAUUCAAAGCAAAGUACUGUACCAGUUGUUUUGUCUUGGCGAAAAUUCUGAAGGAUUAUUCUUGGAGAAUUCCCCUUUUGUAGACGUUUCUGACUCAAAGAUUGAACAGCUAAAUCAUUUGAAAGAGAGUAUUGAAAAAAAAUAUCAAUCACGAAAAGAAAUUUUAUUAAACAAGAGAAAGGAGAUUUUACCUUUGGAAAAGCACCUCUCGACCAAAAUCGAGAUAAAUACCAAUAAUUUGUCGACGGGCUAUCUGGAAAGAAUAAAGGAAUACAAGGAAAAAUUAGACUGCUUAGUUCAAAAAAAAGAAAAUUAUUCAUCUCGAUCGAGUGUUCAUUCUGAUUUGAGUCCUAAGGUGAACUCCCCAAGUGCUUAUACAAGUCCCAGUAGACGAGUUAAUGGAAACAAAGAAAAAGAGCCUUCAAGUAACUCUGUAUCGAUAAAGCAUCGUAAGGAGUAUGAAUCAUUAUUGAAGCGCUAUUUGCUUCUUGCGAAGUCGCUAUUUAUAUCAAAGAAAGACUUGUUAUUUAAGGAAAUCAUUGAAAAUCUGAAAAAGGAUGACAUUUUGGAAAUUUUGCAUAAACUCAAACAGGAAAUUCACAACAUGGAAGUAGAAACUCAUCUUCGAGGUGAAAUCAAUGCAUUGAUUCGAAAAUAUUUAGCUUUGGAGGCUAGAUUAUAUAAAGAAUCGCAGACCGUUAAAGGUUCAUCAAGUCCAUCCUCGAAACCUUUUACCUUGAAGAGACUAAAAAAAGAUUUUCAACUCACACGUGCAAAUUUAAUUUAUUCUUUAAGAAAUUGGGAAGAAGAAAACGAAAGAAAAAUCAUAGUUUUUGGGAAACCUUUGUCUGAUAGACUACAGUUUUAUUCAUACCCUUUACAGCGUUCGUCUAGUAAAAAACUUAAUGUUCCAACUAAUGAUCAACGUCCAAUCUCUACUCAAACUAAUGGAUCCCAGCCAGAAAUGAAAACGGAUGAUGUUCAUGAUAAUGAUACAAUAGGCCCAACCUAUCCUAACAGAAAUGCAUCUGAAUCAGAAAUUGGAUCUGUUAAAGAUUCUGUCUCUCCUUUUAAGAGACAAGGUACGGAAAACUCUGUUUCAAGAGUAAGUCAUCGAAAUGCGUCGCCAUUAAUUCGUUCAUCCAGCAAAACCGAUGUGAAUAAUGCGAAUGUCGAAAGUCUUGAAAGCCAGGUUGAAGCUCAAUAUAAUCACUUCAUGUCUGUCAACAAUAUCAAUAAUCAAUCGUCUAUGCCCUCACCCUCAAGGUCUCUGCGAGAAAUGAUUCAACCAUAUAUCCCUCCAAAAGGAAGUCCCACUGCAUUAGAAAAUCUUGCAGGCUCUCAUACACAAGAAAAUCAUCUUUUAAUGUCAUGCACCAAGGAUGACAAUAACAACUCCUACCUUGGAAAGAUGAGCAGUCAUGAAGAAGAGCGCCUAUGUAAACGGCUAGAUUCUUUUUCAUUCUCAAAAGACAUGAUUUCUAAAAAGCUGAGGAAUAACAUUCAUGGAUUGCACUUUUCCACCCCGACUCAGGGUGAUCCAAAUGGUCCUAAGGAUUGACUGAGACUAUACUUAGGAAGUUUGUUAUAUUGUCUCGUACUUUAAAGUAUUUGGGGUAUGUACUUGUCAGACUUAUCUCUAAUUAAUUAAUGUUCUCAUAAUGAUUCCUUUUUUUUCUUUUUUGUUCCCUUCACCUUUAAAACAUAGGUUCAGAAAAGGUCUAAUAUUCAUUUCUAAAAUCAUAAUUCUUUUUAUAAUUGCUAUUUUCAAUAAUAUACGCCCUAC